AUGGUAACCAUAACCAUAACAAUCAAGGGAACUAAUGGGAAUCAAAACCAAUACUACCAAGGGGGGAGUUCUAAUAACUGGAACAAUUGGAAUAAUAAUGGUAAUAGAGGCUUUAACAACCAAAAUGCUAAUUCAAUUGUGAGAGGUCCAAGAGCACAACAAGACAAUUAUUACACUCAAGCACCUCCACAAAAGUCUAGCCUAGAAGAGAUGAUGGAAAGCGAAGCUAAAAUGUUUAAUACCUUCAUGGCCACUAGUGACAAGUUUCUAAAGGAUAUUGUGAGUGGAAGAAGAAGUUGUGAUGUUGUUGAAACGGUGAACCUCACCGAAAGUUGUAGUGCAAUCAUAAUGAACAAGAUGCCUCCAAAGUUAGGAGACCCAGGUAACUUUUCCAUUCCUUGUGCAAUAAAUCGAAUGCAAAUUGAUAAUGCUUUAUGUGACUUAGGGGCUAGUGUUAGCCUUAUGCCAUAUACGGUUUACCAAAGACUUGAUAUAGGGGAGCUUUUGCCUGCCAACAUUACCCUUCAAUUAGCGGAUAGAUCAAUUAAAUUCCCUAAGGGUAAGGUAGAGGAUGUUCCCCUAAGGGUUGGAAAGUUUGUUAUACCGAUUGAUAUUGUUGUGCUUGACAUGGAUGAGGAUAAGCAUAUUCCUAUCAUUUUAGGGAGACCUUUUCUAGCUACUUCCAGUGCUCUGAUUAGUGUGAAAAGUGCUAAAAUUACACUCAAAGUAGGUGAAGAGGUUCUUGAGUUUGAUUUGAAUGCAAGCAUGAAAUAUCCUAAUUCUACUUUAGAGAAAUGCAUGAAAAUUGACACCAUUGAUUGA
Messenger RNA from Chenopodium quinoa (quinoa), 822 nucleotides. RefSeq lists its product as uncharacterized. The transcript has 2 exons. Bases 1 to 822 code for a protein of 273 amino acids. NCBI's taxonomy places the organism in Eukaryota, Viridiplantae, Streptophyta, Magnoliopsida, Caryophyllales, Amaranthaceae. The record is from RefSeq and is a predicted model, not a curated record.